This is a messenger RNA of Equus caballus (horse), 7862 nucleotides long. Lineage: Eukaryota; Metazoa; Chordata; Mammalia; Perissodactyla; Equidae. The record is from RefSeq and is a predicted model, not a curated record.
GUGGAGGUGGGUGGACAGGCGGCCCUGAGGUUGGGCACAUCCUUGGAGGCUCACGGUGCUGGAGGUGGCCUGUGUGACCUGGAUUGGUGGAAGGAGAGCCAGGUGGUGUCUCUGCCUUUCUGAGAGGUCCUCUGCUGGGAGGGGCAGAGGGUGGAGUGAUGGAGGGGUCUGUUACCCCUCAGGCCACCCAGCUUCUCCCCACCUGGGUGCUCAGGGGUCACAUGUCCAUAGAGUGUCAAUAGCUGACCAGGGUCACACUCCCAUUCUGCAAAGGAAGAAAUUGAGACCCAGAGGCAAAUAGUGGGCUGGGAGCCUGGCCUGGGAGACCCUGGUAGAUGCCCCCAGCCCCGUGGAAACCUCCUGCUGAGGAAGCACCACAAUCGCCCCUUCACGCUGAAUUCGCCCUGCUUUCACUCCCCAGGGCUCUGCUGACACAGAUCUCACUGGGGUGCCUGUGAAGACUGGACGUGAGCCCAUCGGGGGCACGGGCGUGAUGUCGGCCCAGAAGCUUGUGGCCUGCCUCUGCCAGGAAGGGGACCAGCACCUUGCCCUGGGGGAGCCCCUGCUGGCCACCGCCUUCUACCUGGCUGCCUUCAGCUGCCACGCCCCCUCGGCGGUGCGGAGGGUCCGAGCUGCCCUGGCCGAGGCUCAUGAGGCACCCGUGGUGGCCACCCUGGAGGCCUGGUGCCGUGGUGACAGCCAGAUCCCGGCCAUCCACUGGGACGGUAUGGCGGUGGUCUCCCUGACGGGGAGCCUGGCCUCCGCCUUCCUGGCCGCCCUCUGCCCGGACCACCCGGCCGCAGUCCUGCACUCCCUGGCCAGCCUGCUGGUGCACGGCCGCCACGGGGAGGUGGUGCAGCGCUGUGGCGCCCUGCUGGACGCUCACUCCCAGCAAACCCUGGAGCUGCGGCUGACCCGCGCCCUGGCCUGGGUCCUGUCCGGGACGCAGGUGGACGCCGGCGUGGCCGACUACCUCCAGGCCUUUGCCUUGAGUGCCGACCGGACUGUGGCCUUCGUCCGCACCCACCAGCAGCCCUACCUCCCCGUGCUGGUCAGCACCCUCCAGGACUCCAUCUCGGGGCGCCAGGAGGCCGGGGACAGCGCCAGCCGGCAGGAGACCGACUGCCAGAGACUCCUGGCAGCCCUGGCCCCCAGUGGCACCUGGAGCGACGUCCUGUCUCCCGAAGCUUUGCUCCUCCGUGGCAGGUACGCGGACUGCCGGGCAGCAUGCAGCCGGGCCCUUGAGUCCGAGCCGCCGGGCAGCAGACCGCAAGGUGAGCAUCUGGCCGCCCUGCUGGUCACCCGGGCAGCCGCGGCCUUCCUCUUGGACCGCGGGGCUCAGGACCUGCUUCGGGACCUGCACGGGGCCUUCCGCGAGAGCCCCUCGGGGGCGCGCAAGCAGUUGGAGACCUUGCUGUCGGCUGGGGACCGGGAGCGCCUGCGGGCCCAGGUGCAGGAGGCCGCAGACGUCGGCUUCGCCCAUUUCCAGGAGGUCGUGCGGAGCCGCGCCGAGCUCCGCGAGGACUCCGGCCGCGAGCUGCUGGCCCCGGUGGCCCGUGCGCUCCGCGUCCUGCGGCGUGUGGCGCCGCCCGGGGCGCGGCCGGCACUGGGCGCCCGCCUAGCCGAGUGCCUGCUUCUGGCCGGGGACGCGGCGGGCGCCCGGGCGCUGUGCGAGCGCCUGCUGAGGCCCGCGCUCCCCGGGGACCGUGCGCCCCUGCUGGCGCUGCGCGGCUUCUGCGCGCUGCACGCUGGCGACGCGCGGUGCGCCCGGGAGGACUUCCAGGCGGUGGUGGAGCAGGGGCCGCCGCACCCGAACGGCUGCGUGCGUGCUCUGUGCGGCCGCGGGCUGCUGCGGGUGCUUUCGGGCAGCGCGUUCCUGGGCGCGCUGGACUAUGUCACCGCCUGCCGGCUGCGGCCGGAGGAGACUCUGCUCGUCGCCAAGGCCUACGUGCCCUGGAACCAGCGAGGGUUGCUGCUGACGGUUCUGCGGGAGGAGGGCCGCCGGAUGCUGGAGCGGAAGCUGGACCUGGGACCCGGGGGCGCGCCGGGCUGCCGGAGUAAGGCCGCGGAGAUGGACAGCCCCGCUGCGCAGGAAGGGGAUGCCCAUGGUGUGCACCAGCUGGCCAUGCUUUUGAUGGAGCUGGAUGCAGAAGACGAGGCUUCACGCCUCCUGGCAGCUGAUGCCCUGUACCGCCUGGGCCACCUGGACGACGCCCAUAAGGCACUCCUGGUGGCCCUCUCCCGGAGGCCCCAGGCGGCCCCUGUGCUGGUGCGGCUGGCCCUGCUGCAGUUGCGAAGAGGCUUCUUCUACGACGCCAACCAGCUGGUGAAGAAGGUAGUCCAGUCUGGGGACACAGCGUGCCUCCAGCCCACCCUGGACGUCUUCCGCCAUGAAGACCGGCAGCUGCUGCAGGGCCACUGCCAUGCGAGGGCCCUGGCCAUCCUGCGGGGGGCGCCAAGCGGGGCCGAGGGUGGAGCCCAUACCAGGGAGGCCAUCGCCUACCUCUCUUUGGCCAUCUUCUCCGCAGGGGGUCAGGCAACUGAGUCCCUGCUCACCCGUGCCCGCUGUUACGGGUUCCUGGGCCAGAAGAAGACCGCCAUGUUUGACUUCAACUCCGUGCUGCGGGCCGAGCCAGGGAACGUGCAGGCGCUGUGCGGACGGGCACUCCUGCACUUGGCCCUGGACCAGCAGAAGGAGGCUGUGGACGACAUCCUCUCAGCUCUGAAGCUCGACCUGACGACAGUGGUCCCUGAGAUCUGCUCUCUGAAGCCAGAGGCGCGGGCCCUCAUCACGCAGGGUCUGUCCUCCCGCUGCCGGGUCCUCCUGAGCCAGUCACUGGACACCGGGGCUCCCCUCAGUGACGAGGACACCCAGGGCCUCCUUGCCGCAGGGGAGGCACUGGUCAAAAUCGAUGCUGGGCAGCUGAGCUGGCACAUCCUCCUGGCAGACGUGCUCACUGCUGUGGGAAGCUAUGAGGAGGCUGGCGCCCGCCUGCAAAAAGCCCUACACCCCGCCCCGCCAUCAGAGCCUGCCCGAGCCCGGCGGGGCCUGCUCCGGCUCAAGAAGGGAGACGUGGUGGCUGCUGCGCGGGACCUGCAGUGCCUGGCGGAGACGGACGCCCGGGACCUCGGCUUCCUGCUGCAGCUCCUGGAGGCCUCGGAGAGGCAGAGCCUCGCCCAGGUCGCAGCCCAGGAAGCUGGCACCCUCCUGAGCUCAGGGCAGCCUGGGCAGGCGCUGGGCUACUGCUCGCUGGCCGUCCUGGCCGGUGGCGACAAUGCCUGGCACCUGCGUCUGCGGGCCGCCUGCCUGGCCGAGCUGCGGGACUUUGGCCGGGCUCUCGGGGACCUGGACCGCGUGCUCCAGGAAGGUUCCGGGGACAGCGACCUCCCAACGCGGGCAGAGGACCUCUGCUCCCGGGGCCGCCUGCUGCUGAGCCUGGGGGACGAGACUGGGGCUGCAGGGGCCUUCGCCCGGGCCCUCAAGCUGGCCCCCACCGUGGCCCAGAGCAGCCUGUGGGAGCGGCCGGGCCGGGCCCCUGCCGCCCAAGCCUUGCUGUGCCACGGGCAGCGCUGUCUGGAGGAUCGGCAGUAUGCAGAGGCCUGGACAGCAGCUGAGGGUGGCCUCCUGCUGGACCCCCAGCACCGCGGCCUCAGGAGGCUGAGGACUAGCAUCCGGAGGGAGGCGUCUGGCUGCCGGCUCCACUGACCGGGCUGCCUCCAGGCCCAGUUGUGGGGCUGCCCUGUCACUAUCACCUGAUGCCCGACCCUGCAGUGCACCCGCCCGAGUCACGCAGGUGCUCACCCCACACCCGGGGCUCGGGCUGCAGAGAGGCAGCCCUGGUUCUUGUCCCUGGCUUCUGACCUGCAGGUUGGGCAGGAAUGAGGCUGGAUCCCUGUAGCCCUGGGGAGAUGGAGCCGGCCUAGGAAGCCCUUCUCUGGGCGUGAAACGGCCCUUGACCUUGGCCUGACUCUCCGACUGGGUUCCUGCAGCACCUGGGCCUCCCUAAGGACAGAAGUCCCAAGCUGGGGCUUGUUUGCCAAGACCGGUGCUUUCAUCCAGGUCCUUCUCCAGGGAACCCAGUGCCUCAGGCUGCCACCCACGGCCUCAGCUGAUGUGGCUCCCCCCGCUACAGGCCCUUCCCCUGCCAAGCAGAGACUAGCUUGGGACCCCUAAUGAGCAGAGCAGCCAGACUUUUCUACUUGACUGACAUGGCAACACUGUAGGAAGGUAAAGGUGCUUCCCAGGUGGAUUAAACUCCCGCGCCUGUUUGCGGGGAAACCUCCCCCGGGGAGCAGAGGGGCCCAGCCUUGUCUCAUCAGCAUGGGUUCCUAGGGCCCAGGUCUGAGUUAUGCAGAUUUUCUCUGUGCUCAGGAACGAGAGCCGUGCUGCACAGGCUGCCUUGGGCAGGUCAGGACCCCACGCACCUUCCUGAGCUCUGCCUCUAGGGACAAGACCAGGCCACCCGGCCCAGGCUGCGCUCUGCUUUCUCAGCUCUUAAUUUGCUUCGUGCCUGGCUGCCCCCCUUCCUCUGCCCAGCACAGAUCCACCUGCUCUCUCAGCUCCACACCCACCUCCCACCCACCUCCUCCAUGGGCCCAGUCAGGGAGGUAGCCCCAGUCCUCGCACCAUCCCCAGGGAGCAGGGAGGGUAGCCAUACAGGGUUGGCAGCCCCCUUUCUCUGGCCAUGCCCUCCCCAUCACCCACCACGUGGGAGCCCUCAGCCCUCCCCACUGCCUUCGUCCUAUGGUGUCACCGAGCCCUGCUGGGCUGUGGCGCCUGGGGCUGAACAAGGGGCCAGUGCCUCCCACAGUGAGGACAAGGGCAGGGAGCCCAGAGAGUGGGGAGGGGACUCCAUGGGGGGCGCUGCAGCCCCAUUUCUCUACUUGCCUUCCCCACUGGGAUCCUCGAGCAGUUCCUGGUUCUCCAAGAUUUCCCAAUGCAGGGUCCUCACUAGGCCACUCCAUCCGUCCCCCCGUCUAUUCAUGUCCAUCCGUGCAUUCGUUGGCUCAACAAACAUCUGCCAAGAAGGCUGAGGCACCAGUGUGGGCCAGGUUCAGAGACGCGCGCAAGGGUCCACGUGGCUCAGAUGGGCCAUACGGCCCUAAGGCCCAGGGGUGAGACUAGGCCCAGGGGUGAGGACAGGCCCAGGGCCAAGGUCAACAGAGAAAGGCCAGCCCCUGGUGGCGGGAGGGCAGAGGCCAAGGGACGAGUCACCAGAGGCCCUCCCCACCCCCACGCCUGGUUUGCUCCUGCUGUCGUCCUCCCAAAAGUCCUGCCCCCGGCCUACUCUCAAGGCCAUGCGGGAGCUUGUCACACUGAGCGUGUGGGUGCCCCGCUCCACCUCAGUUCCUCCAGGCGGCCCCACCUCAGCUCACUGGGGUUUCUCUGUCCCCAAGGGGCAUCACCUCCCAUCCCACAGCUCGUGUCCCACCGUCUCAGGUCAGCCUUUGCUUGGCCCAGUCCUGCUCCCUCCGUCACCCACCUCUGCCCUGAAGGCAGGCUGCCAGCCCCUGAGCACAGGGGGAGGGUCUUAGUUCCCUGGGCUCCCCCCACCACUGCGUGGCUCCAGGACUGAGCAGGCUCCCUGAGCGCUGGAGGAUUCUAAGAUGUGAUUGAUGCAGUAACACUCUCCCCGGCCAAGAGCUGGGACAUUUCCAGGGCUGCCCAGGCCUCACCUGCUCCAGGAGCUGAUGCUCUUUGCAGAUUCACCUGCACUCCCUGCGCAGCCCCUGACCUGCUGUCCAGGGCCCCCUGCACCUCACUGCUGAGCUGGAGGCUGAGAACCCAGGCCCCAGUGUGCCCCGACAGGGGGUGUCCCACUCCUUGCAGCCUGGCUGCCCAGCCUCAUCUCUGCCCUUGUCACUGGGCACCAGGACUGCCCACAGAUGGGAGAGAAGCCGGGAAGGUGGAGCUAACUGCUAGUGAACAAGCUCACCACCAGCGGGUCGUAUGGCACUGCGUGUAUUUUCCCAAAGGUCUUCACAUACAUUAGUCCUUUCUUUCCCACCCUAGAGACCCUGUGAAGUAAGCCUCAUCGCAUUCUGAAAGCUGGGAAAGGUCCAAUAUUUGCCAAUCAAAGUUAGCCGGGGUGUCUAGGAGCCAUACCCAGGCUCCUGGCUCUCAGGGAGGGUUCUGCAGCAGAAGACAGCCCAGGGGGCCCUGCAGAGAGGGCCUCAUCCUCCCCAGCUCCAUGAGCAAAGUCUGUGCUGCCUCUCACCCUCCCUGUCUGCCCCAACGUUCAUCAGGGACAUUCCCACAUCCACCUUGUCUGCAGGUACAUGUGAGGGAUGGCUGCUACCCCAACCUCACGCGGUAGCACCCAGGGGGACAAACCAAGCAAGGCCUGGACAGCCUUCAGAGCAGAUGAAAAGGUGGAUCUAACUGACAUCAGUCGGACUCUUACCCCAGAAGAGAGGCUGCACCUGCUUUUCACAAAAUCACCACGUUUUAGGUUACCGGGAAAAUGUUCAUGAUAGGGUGUAGAUAGCAUUACCUAAUCUCAAGACGAUAAAGCCAGAAAUGAGCUUUUAAAAAUUCCCUGCAUGUGAAACAACUCUUGGGUCCAAGAGGAAACCAAAUCUGGAAUUGCAGAAUGUUGGAAAAAUAAUCACAGAAACAGUCCAGGGAAGCCCCUGUAGAGCCCAGCCACAGCAGAGGGAAGUUCUGGCCCCAGGUACCAAGGUUACUAAGCACGGAAAAUGACAAUGAGUGAAGUGUGUGCUCAAUUCAAGAGAUUAGAAAAAGACGAUUAACAGAGGAAAUCAAAGGCAGUAAUUAAUAAGGGUAAAAAGCAGAAACUUACUAGAAACAGAAAAAUGGAAGAACUAAUAAACCCAAAAUAUGAUUCGUCAAAAAUCAAAUAGAUGAACCAAGAGCUAACUUAAUCAAGAAAGAUGGGAAAAGCUCAAAGACACAAAAUUUUAAAAAGGGACAAGGACAAAAUAAACACAGGAGAUUUAAAGAAUCAUAAGAGGCUACUUUUCUCAAUUCCACGCAAAUAAAUUUGAAGGCCUGGAUGAAAUGGAUUCGUUCCUAGGAAAAUAUUAUUUAACUAAACUGACUGGAGAGUAGACCUGAAACUUGCACAAGGUGGUGACCUCGGAGGGAAGGAGAAGGCUGGUGAGGAGCUUCCCCCAAAGCAGGUCCAGGCUCAGGUGGUGUCGGGGAAUCUACAGGCCUUCAAAGAACGGUCGAUUCCAACUGGCUUUAAACUACUUCACAGCCAAGGAAAAAGAGAAAAGCUUCCGAGUUCUUUUUUGAAGGAAGUGUCAUCUCAACCAAGUGAAAACCACACGCCAAAUUCAUCUAUGAGUGACCAGUUCAAAAACCCUAAGUGAAAUACCAACAACCCUAAAUCCAACAGCAUGUUGAAAGAAUAACACACUGUGAGCAGUGUAGACAGGAAUGCAAGGAUGGUUCAGUGAGAAAUGUAUUCAUACAGUUUGUCACAGAAGGCAUGCUAAGGAGGAAGUGAGUCCUGUGACCCCUGUGGGGGGGCUGCAGUGGGAGGUACCGGUCACGCAUGAUGAAUCCUCUCCAACACGUCUGUCUCCCUACGCCUCGGGAUUCCUUCCUCUACAUUACACCAGGGACGUUCCAACAUCUCGGCUUAACUGUAGACAGCCUUCAGGCCCAGACUUCAUUCAACCAAGUGAACUGUUGGAGUCGCUCCGCAGUGCACGUGAGCCAACACAUUAAAUCCAGAUUCUCUGGUAGGUGCACCCGUAUCAUUAGAGCCAAGCCAAGCCAGUGCUCCAACACAGUGCCCUGCUGCGGUCCAACACCCGUACACUCCGUUCUCACGCACAAUUCCCAGGUUCCUUGGUCUGAAUUAAUGAAAUCUUGCAAUUGUCAGGGUAUA